AAGCCCACCUUGCAUUGUUACUAUCCCCUGCCUGGAAUGUGAUGUCUGAGCCCUGCACUGCAGGGAAGGGAAGAGAAAGGGGGAGAGAGCUUCUCAGGAAACCAAAGGGCUGGACGUGCUUUCUUCCUUGCUGGCCGAUUCUACACCAGGUAGCAAUGCAGAAGUCCGAUCACGGGAGAAUUUUGAAGCAUUGAUAUACUCAUAAUUGGAAUGUAUACAUUUUGACAGGCUAAGAUGGUCUCUGGAUGUCAUUCAAGGUGUGCUUAUCAGGAAGAAAAAGGAUAAUUGGUGAUCUCAUUUUGGAUUUGACAUUACCAAAUUAAAAUCAUUAAAAUUCCUGAGAGUCAUUGUUAUACUGUGCAAAAAUGGAACAUUCAAGUCGCCAUCUGCGAUUUAAGCUACAAAGUCUUAGCCGGCGUUUAGAUGAACUAGAAGAAGCAACAAGGAACCUACAAAAGGCAGAAGAUGAGGUUCUGGAUCUUCAGGAUAAAAUCAUUCAGGCAGAAGGUAGUAAUUCAAGCAUGCUGGCAGAGGCAGAAGGGUUAAGGAAAAGAGUAAUGAAGCUUGAAGGGAAAGAUGAAGAGGUGAAGAAGGCUGAAGAUUUGUGCAGGCUGAUAAAAGAGAAGCUAGAAAAUGAAGAAAAUAUAGCCCGGGAACUUAGACUAGAAAUUGAGCAACUCCAAAAAAGAAUGAGUGAGCUGGAGAAGCUGGAAGAAGCUUUUAGCAAAAGCAAAAGUGAUUGCUCACAACUCUGUCUUAGCUUAAAUGAAGAAAAAAAUAUGUCAAAGAAGUUAUCUUCUGAACUGGAGUUACUAAUGACCAGGGUAAAAGAACUGGAAUCUUCUGAAAAUAGGCUGGAUAAAGCUGAACAGCUUUUAACAAGUGAGCUGGAUAAAAUUAAGUCUUUAACUCUUAGUUUUGCUAAUGAAAGAAAACGUUUCCUAGAGCGGGAAAAGCUAAAUGAAAAAAUAAUUUUGGAACUUAGAGAGCAGCUGGAGGCUAAAGAGAAAAUAAUGGGAGACCAGAAAAGAAAUGAAUCCAAUCUUUUGGAGAGGUCCUCUGAUCAGCAUGGAGAACGCAAUAGUUUAAAAAUUGAAGAUACACUAACGUCUAAGACAUUACAAAGGGUGAGUUCUGAUUAUAUUAAACAAUCCGAAAUUCAAAUCAGCAGUGAAAAUGAAAAGAAUACACAUCAAGAAGACAACAAAAUAAAAGAACUGAAUCAAGAAAUUGAAAAACUUAAGAAUCAGCUUAAACACUUUGAGGAUUUAGAGGAAGAACUGAGACAAGUUAAAGAAAAAAACUGUGAACUACAAGAAAAUGUCAUCAGUGAGCAGAAUAAAAACAGACAGCUAACUGAUGAAUUGGAGACUUUAAAAAGGAAAGCUAACCAGUUUACAGAAGUUGAAAAUGGGGUUCUGGACAGUAACGAUAUAUCACACAAUCAAAUAAAAAAUGAAAGAACCAAAAAUAAGUUUGCAUCAACUGAACCAUCCAUUUCAAAAUAUACUUCUCGAGAUGUAUCGCCUCAACAGCUGAAGAGUGAAAGGUCUCGAAAUUCAGAAUCUCUUUAUAAGAGGCAAUUAUCAAACAGUAGCUCAAGCAGUAGAAAGUCGUCAAGAUCUCCUCUGAAUGAUACCACAAUAGGAAACCUACGCAAACAAGAGGAUAAAACAUUGAUGUCUUCAUAUUUCCCGAGUGGUAAAGACUUUGGCUCAGCACAAAAUGAGUUAAAAAAAUAUAAAGAUCAGCCAUCUGUUUUAAGUAGGUAUCCACCAGCUGUCCAAGAGCAAGUUAGUCAAAAGUCUUGGAAAGCGUCUACAGGUAAACAGACAGACAGGUCCAUACAACUGUUUGGUGAAGAUUAUUCCAGUAAAGCAAAUUUAAAGAAAGACAUUUUGUUAGAUAAUGUACAGAAUAAAGAGAGACCAUUUGAAGACUAUUCUGACAACACAGUCGCCACAAACCUUCAUGAAGAAAUAGUACCCAUUGAAAAUUGUUCAGCCACCAUUGGCUCAGAAUUGGUUAAUCACAGCCCAGAUGUUAGUAAAGCUCAAGAAAAUGGUAAUUUUAUUGGGGAAAAUGAACAUAGGCCACAUAUAAACUCAAAAGACCUUGAAUUUAAACCUACAUCUAGGGACAGAUUGUCUAAAUAUUCAGACAUCUCAGGAGGAGAUAGCAUCACAAAUAAUCGUGAGCAAACUGAAAGUAAUCAAAAAUCGCUAAUUUUAAAUGAAGAAGUUGAUCCACAAAGCAAUCAAACUUCAAAUACCCAAAGAUCUUACUAUGGUAGAGAUAAAACAAGAGCUACAUCCUCAAAGCCACUAAUUCCAGAAAAACCGCAUAUUUUAGACCGUUUAGACUACAGGGAUCCUGACAGAAAAGCUAAGUUGUCAGGACUUCACACCAGGAGACAGUAUAGUCCUAAAGAAAAAAAUACACUGCAAGAAAACUUGACCACAUCAUCUUUUGAAAAUCACAUUCCUUCUUUCCAAAGAGAGGUAUCAACGGAAUCCUUUAGAAAAAUAUCCUCUUCCGAUAGCUUAGAAAAUACAGAGAUUAAUUCUUACACAGCAACUCGAACAAGAUCAUGUAGUCCAAGAGAAGCUUUGCAAUCCACAGUGAUCAUUAAACCUGCUAUUAUUGAAAAAGAUAUGAAAGAAAGUAUGAGUGACUACAGGGCAAGAUCAAGCUCCGAGUCGAGCAGAUCUCCGGUAAAUGCGACCCCAAACAAAGUGACAACCAGCAUUAAGAUUUAUCCAUCUGAAGCUAUCUCCUCUCGCACAAGUAUAGAUGAGCCCACAAGGGAAAGACAUACUUCAACUAGUAAUAUUAGACUUUCUGCAAAUGAUCAGGCAGUGUUAAAAAACAACAUAAGUAUACCACUUGAAAUAUCUAUUAACAAGGAGGAUAUAGUACUCAAAGUGUCAAAUGCGGACCAGACAUUGGCUCACAAAGAAAUUACCAGGGCCAUUGACCGCAGGAUUCGGAAGGCGCAAGCAAAGGGAGUUGAUAAUGAGCUUGAGAGUGAACCAGUCACAUGGAAAAGUCAUACCAGAUUUGAAACCAACCAUUUGGACAGUAAACGUGGAACUGCUAGAAGUUGGAGGAAAGGGGUCUAUGGUUCCACUGAAGAACUAGAUAGAAUUGACAGGGAUUUUUCUGAAACCAAUAGUAGACGUAAAUCAUGCUUUGGUGAAGAAAAGUCUUUAAGGUUACGUAAUCACGAGCUUUACACAAGAAAUAAAAGUACAAGUGUGAGCAGUUGGAGUACUACUCCAGAAUAUUUGUCUAAAAGGAGCCAGAGCACCAUAACUGAAACCGAGAUUGUGUCGAGAAGAAAUACAUCAAAUGACUCUUUAUUGGGAUAUCCUUCCAGGAGUCACUCAAGUGUUGAUGAUGACAGUUUCAGCACCAGAAGAAAAUAUACCAGUGAUAGACUAGCAAGAACGGAGAUUGCUGGAUGGAGGCCGACUUCGACCCCAAGGCAAAAGGGUGUGGUGGGGGAAAGGAUUCGACAAUUGGAGCACUGAGUUAUCCACUAUAAGGGAAUGGUCUGUGCUUUAAAAGAAAAUUGACUUUUAUCCACUCUACCUAAAGACUAUUGCUUGUUUCCCACUCUGCACUUCCAUCCAAGUAUUGAAUGGACCUCAGCCAAUGUGUACAGUUGUGCGACGUUUUCUUUUUUUAAUGUAUUUUUACAUGUCCUUAGCUUUAUCAGCCAUCCUGGCAAGGGAAUUACUGCAUGAUCUCUCAGGUUAAAAAGAAGGGCACAUAUAUUGCAACUGUAUUUAGUGCUCAGCAUUAAAUAUGG
Molecule: messenger RNA, 3814 nt
Organism: Nanorana parkeri
Lineage: Eukaryota; Metazoa; Chordata; Amphibia; Anura; Dicroglossidae
Gene: LUZP1
Product: leucine zipper protein 1
Exons: 5
Coding region: 366-3533 (1055 amino acids)
Source: RefSeq, a predicted model, not a curated record